Molecule: messenger RNA, 1613 nt
Organism: Ilex paraguariensis (yerba mate)
Lineage: Eukaryota; Viridiplantae; Streptophyta; Magnoliopsida; Aquifoliales; Aquifoliaceae
Source: the annotation of a GenBank genome assembly
AAUGGAGCUCUAAGACUCAAAAUUGUGACCAGCAUCAAAUUUUGGAGAGAGCAUUAAGUCUAAAAAUAUGCAAUAGUUCUCCUUCCAAAUGAGCUGAACAAGUGACAUAAAAUUCAUUGGCCAUAGCUUUCUCCUCUUCUGAGUUACCUGAAUUUCACAAAAUACCCAAUAUUAAUACAUCUUUUAACUGCUUUUUCCAUUGUUUUAUCUGCUUCAUUUAUUUGUUAAUUGUUACCAUAUCUCCAUGGUGUUGCUUUAUAAAUUCGAAUAGUGUAAGAGACAUCUAAACCAAUUGUCAGUCAACAUGUAUUGAGGACCUGAGGUUUAUUGUUUCAUCAUAAUAUGGCUUUAGUGUGAGUUAUGAGGUACCACUUUUAUCUCUUACUUUAUACCUUACUAUUUUUCUUCGGUAUGGAAGCUUCUUUCUUGGAUAGAUAAGGCCCUCCUUAAUAUACUUCAUUGCUAUCUGGAACAGACAAAGGAGGAGCAUCUCAGUGACUCACAAAGCAAUCCAGUUUCUGUGAAUGGCAUUAGUAGUCAUCUGUGGCCAACCAUGCAGUGGGAAAUCAACGGCUGCGGUCUGUCUAGCUGAAGCUCUCAAAGACGCAGAAUCUAAACCAGCAGUCAGGGUCAUUAACGAAACUUCCUUUCAUCUUGAUCGCAACGAAAGCUAUGCUGACAUGGUGGCUGAGAAGAAUCUAAGGGGGGUACUUAGAUCUGAAGUUGAUAGAUCUUUGUCGAAAGAUAAUAUUAUUGUAGUGGAUUCUUUAAACAGUAUCAAGGGUUACAGAUACGAGUUAUGGUGUUUAGCUCGUGCUGCAGGAAUUAGAUAUUGUGUCCUUUAUUGUGAAGUUGAAGAGACUGAGUGUAGAAAAUGGAAUGAAGAACGCAGGGAGAAAGAAGAACCUGCCUAUGAUGAUAAGAUAUUUGAAGAUUUGGUGAGAAGGUUUGAGAAACCAGAUAGAAGAAAUCGAUGGGAUUCACCAUUGUUUGAGUUAUGGCCAGCUAGAGAUUGUAUAGAGAAAUCCUCUGUUGCCAUAGUAGACGCUAUUUCAUACUUGACGAAAAAAGUAGACUCGAAAACAAUGGAUGUUAAAGUUUUACAGCCAACAAUAGCGACACAAAAUGCAAGGUUUUCUGAGGCAAACUCUCUUUAUGAGAUGGAUAGAGCGACGCAAGAGGUAAUUAAUGUUAUUGUUGCAGCACAGUCCCAGGCAUUUGGGGGGCCUGUAAAUGGAAUUUCUGUGAGUCCAGGAUUACCAACAAUUAAUAUUACAAGAUCAGUUGGGCUGCCAGAGCUUCGAAGGCUAAGACGAACAUUUGUCAAAUUGACCGGGCAAUCUAGCUUAAGUGGACCACCUCCUCCUUCGGAUGCUGAGAGUGCAAAGAGGAUGUUUGUGGAUUACUUGAAUAGAGAAUUAGGAACUGGUUGAAGAAGGAAAAGGUUGGGUGUUAAGGGGUUCCUAGGCAAUUGGUACCUACUUACAUCUCCUGGUUUGGUGUUAAAUUAGUAUUAUCCUACCGAACAAAGAAAGGUGGUUGUCUCUGCUAAGUUUGCAUUGUGCUCUGAUUAUUGAUUGUGUUAUGUUGUUUUGUUUUUUUUUUUUUAUUUU